AUGUCGCUUGAUGAACAAAUGACAUCCGCCACGUCAGUAAUUCGCAACCACAUCGUUAAACAUAAUGAAAAGAACAGUGAUGAUAAGAUCGACCGUAUAACGAUAGAAGCUGAAAGGAUUUCUAUUUUCUACGUUAAAACCGAAUGCGAAACUCAGAACUCCGAUGCUUAUCAAUCCCCAAAUAAUAACGAAGCCCUUCUCAGACUACAUAAAUUGUACGACGAUAUGAAUAGUAAAGUCGAACAGAUGCAAAGCAGAGUGUGCGGAAAAGAAGAAGCAGCAACAGAUCUUUAUGAAAAUAUUGAAUUGAGUAGCUUUUGGUUACCGGCGCAAAGCAAAACUCAGGUGGAUGCCGUGAAUCAUAUCGUACAGUAUACCAAGGAGAUGGUGAAAGCAAUGAAAGAACAAUCACACAAGCUGACACAUCCGAAUUUUGCGGACAGGGAUUGGAGGAAUCGUGUAUAUGAUUUAUUUGAACGAUGCAAACAAGGAGACCCAGAAAAUUAUUUCUACAUAAAUAUUUUCAGAUUUAAAGCAGGUUAUUGUGUAAUACGCGACGAAGGUAAUAAUCAACGAUGGGCUAAACAUCUCUUCCACUUUCAGAAAGCCUGUCGUAUUUAUUAUGAAUUGGUCAGGCAUGUCGUCGCUGUUAUGUCCGGGAAUUACAAAGGUGGGCGAAUUAACGCGGAAUGGGAACAACAAAUAAAACGGGCUAUAUUCGAUAUCGAGAUAGACCACGUUUAUUUUAAAAAGUUGGAUAGUAGGAAUUGGCCUGUUUUGAAACUCAGAAUCAAGAAUUACUGUGACAGAACGAGGCUUUCUCGUUGUGAGGAAAGCGAGGAUAGUGAUGAUUCUAGUACCGAAGAAGAAGAGGAGCAAUCUGUGACGCUUGUUCCGGAAAAACCUGCAAAAUUAAAAUUUUAA
This is a messenger RNA of Paraglomus occultum, 924 nucleotides long. Lineage: Eukaryota; Fungi; Glomeromycota; Glomeromycetes; Paraglomerales; Paraglomeraceae. The record is from the annotation of a GenBank genome assembly.